Messenger RNA from Saitoella complicata NRRL Y-17804, 689 nucleotides. RefSeq lists its product as uncharacterized. The transcript has a single exon. Lineage: Eukaryota; Fungi; Ascomycota; Saitoellomycetes; Saitoellales; Saitoellaceae. The record is from RefSeq and is a predicted model, not a curated record. Bases 114 to 521 code for a protein of 135 amino acids.
CAACCCGAAGUGCUGUAGAGGACGGAGGAGUAGUGAAGUUGAAUGUUGACGAUGUCGAGGAGGUAAUGGAGUAACAGUCCCGCGGUGAUGGUAUCGAGAGGACCAGGGACUUCAUGCAAGGAUGGUUAUCUACACCCAACUCCGCCGCCUACGGUAUUCGCUCCUCUGGUCAACUCAUUGGUUGGGCGCACAUUCGUCCAUCCGUUGACGGCUACCGUACUGGACCUCUCACUGCGUCCAACUCCAACCCCGACCAUGCUCGACUUCUCUUCUCAUCACUCCUCUCCUUCGCAGCCUCGACUAACAUCAGCACGAACACGAGAAAAACUAGGGUCAUGGUCCACAUCAUGGAGGAGAAACAGGCUACGUUAUCCAGGGAGGGAGAUUGGGAAUACCUUGGGAUGCGGUUCGAGCGGAUGUGGAGGAUGACGCAGGGUGAUAUUGGAAAAGGAGAGAAAGGAGGAUCUGUCCGCGGUGACAGAGAGAUGAUGUGGAUGGCGAUGGAUCCAGGGAUGGGAUGAACGGCUGGUGGUUAGGCCUUCGCAAUAUGAGUCGUCUUGAUCUAACCAGAGUCUCAAUGUACGUAGCUACCUACGGUCGCGGUCGCGGGGUCACGUAAUACGGUUAAUUUACUUAGGGUUGAGUAAGGUUAAGGUUACUCGCCCGGCCCGCGCAAUCGAACUCUAUCU